Molecule: messenger RNA, 3252 nt
Organism: Spirometra erinaceieuropaei
Lineage: Eukaryota; Metazoa; Platyhelminthes; Cestoda; Diphyllobothriidea; Diphyllobothriidae
Source: the annotation of a GenBank genome assembly
AUGACCCUGGCGAAGACUGCGAGGAAGGAGGAACCAGAGGAGGAUCUGUCGAAGGGGGAGGUCAGUGCGAAGGAGGACGAGGGUGCAGUGUCUCCAGCCUGCGGUGGCGGUUGGUGGGGUGGCUGUCAUCACCAUCACGGAUGUUGCUGGCGUCGCUGCUGCCACCACCAUCAUGGCUGCGGCUGGGGUUGGGGUUGGUAAACACGCAUAGUGCGUCAUUUCCUGCUAGCCAAUAAAGAGUUUGUCACUUACUUGUGCCUUGUCUGCUUGAACUACAUGUCAAAUCUGUGAUGUCAAAGAACUGUUUGGAUUUACAUCAAAAGAUUAGUUUUGAGCUGGAGUUCUUGUGGAAAUGCGGACUAGGAAGGGCGAAAUUUAACUAACCACCCAACCGUCCUUCUCUUAUAAUCCAAGCCUACCGUACUCAGUGUGGCCGUACUAACUCCGGCCUUGCUGAUACGCGGAACCAUUGUUAACAGAGUGCUGGGCAUUUUCUUACAUCUGCUAUGUGUAAUAGUGUAUUUUAGGGUAAUAGGCAAUGCACUUGCUGACCAUAUUGUAAACGGCACAUACAAUAUAAAUGUUAAAUCCACGUCUUACUAAAAUGUUGUGAGUAACUGAUUUCUUCACGGCAAACGUUUUUUUUCAGCACGGGGCUGCGAAGUGUGCGGCAGGCAGUCGUUUAAAUGUACUCAUGAAAUUUCGAGUGCAGUUAUAUACAAUCAGCAUAAUGUGCAUUCAUUUGCAUAGUUUGAGAGGGAAAAUUUCAUUAAAAGUCAGGGAUGUGUUAAGUAGGGAUGAAAUCAAGAAAUGAAAUUUACGGCUGGCCGCAGAUUGGCCUGCAGUGAGAGUCGUCGUUUAUCAAAGAUCAAACGAUCCAGCUGCCUUUUGAAUACAGCCAUUGUAUCAGAUGCCACCAUUUCACUUGGGAGUAAGGUCCACGGUCGAACAACACGCUGGAUGAAGGAAAACUUCCGAUGGUCUAGGCGUGUACGCUCCCGCUUGACUUUGUACGGAUGAGCGCGCAGGUGACUCAUGGUCGUGAAUUCAAAGACCUCUUCGGUUUUGAGCGAGCAUUCAUGCCCGCGGAUAAUGCGGAAUGUCCAUAACAGUUCACGCCUCAUUCGUCUAUAGGAUAGGGUGAACAAAUUUAGAUGGAUCAGUCGUUCUGGGCAUGAAAAAAGGUAUGAAGCUAAGAAAAGGACAAAGUCUAGUUUUUAACCAUCGGGAUGGCGAUGCUGGUCACUGGACGCCGUGGUGUGGCGUUGUGGUUUGAUGGGGUUUUUACGGCACUUUCGUGCCCCAUACAGUGGUUCGGUGCGUUGUGUGCGAACCCGGCCUGUGUGUGGCACACACACUGUCGGGUUGCUUAGCUCUAUCAUCGCCUGUGUCCGCACCCACCGAUGGCUGUUUCAUCAUUGUCUUGCUCUUGGGGUCAGGUGGGUGAAGGAAGUGUGCGUGGCAGAUACUGCGCUAGCCAGCAAAUGUUUCCCUAGUCAGACCGGCCCUACGUGAUACCGAAUGCUGAGUAGACCCCUUUUUAAGUUUGUCAUGGGAGCAACAGUCGAGAAUGAGAUAUAUCAUUGCCGUCCUGCGCAGUCUCCUUAGCCAUAUGUUUGCAUACUGGUGACCAUCUUGACUUAUGCUCUGGCUAGGGAAAGAGAGUAAGAACUCAAUUCUGUAAUGGCUGGCUUAUUUGUCCCCCAAAAGGGAAUCCUUGCAGGUGUUCAUAGUAUUGAGGAAAACAGAAUUUAUGCUGGCCCUUGCGGAAGCCCAAAUGUCUGUUGGAUAGCAUUUCCGAUGAGGAAAACGGUCGCGACUGGGCCCUGUUCCUCAUCGGAUCCUGCUUCCACACCGUGUGCUCUCAAGUUGGUUGCCAUGCCGCAGUGUAUGCUUUAAACUGCCAUCAGAGUGUCUGCUGUCCUCGGCUCCGCGGGGACAAACUUGCCCGUAGUUUUGGGAGGCAAAAACAGUCACCCUCAACUAUAUGGCGGUGAAGGCGUGGGUGGUUAUAGCGGUUGAAAUUGCCGGGUUUGUCAUGGGAGGAAUAGUCGUGGAUGAGUUAUAUCGUUGCCGUCCUGCGCAGUCUACCUAGUUUGCAUACUGAUGACCAUUUUGACCUAUGCUCUGGCUAGGGAAAAAGAGUAAGAUCUUAAUUCUGUAAUGGCUGGCUUUUUGUCCCAUGGAAGCGAAUCUGUGCAGGCGUUCAUAGUAUUGAGGAAAACAGAAUUGAUGCUGGCCCUUGUGGAGGCACAAAUUUCGGGUGGAUAGCGUUUCCGAUGAGGUAAACGGUCGCGACUGGGAUCUGUUCCUUACCGCAUUCUGCUCUAAGUUAGGUGGAAAAAACCUCCACUGUGAUUCUCGGACACGUUCCAGUGUUUUGGAAAUGUUUCCGGACUAGUAAAGCCUAGAUUGCAUCGUCUGAACCUACGGUGUCUCACUCAGAAUUUUGACGGGGAGUGUUUUAUGUUAUUUGUGCAUAUGCUCCCCCGGCGUCACUUCCCGCUUAGAAUGACCCCCAACCCUCUAGCGCCCAAACUUGCGAAUAAACGAAAUUGCAAAAAAUGGCGGUAUGAGCACCAACCGAUGGCAUAGGCGAACAAAAACGCCAACAUUGUACUUAGGCGUGAAUUUAAAAUAUACCGACAUAAUAACAUUACCAACAAAGACAAGGGAGACUGGUCGUUGUCGGUAAUGCCAUUCUGCCUAUAUCAUACGCAGCUGUGCGGCUGCUGGGUGGGAUCGAGAGAAAGUCCGUAAGGCACAACGGAACGAGUGAGUUUCGUAAGAACGAUCGGUGAGCGCCCCCUUCCAGUUCAAAUAUACCGCCUAAUACUGAACCUUAUGACUGGCCUUAGUCAUAAUGUCCAGCAUUAGCUCACAUACCCAGCCUUUAUUCUUAAACUACAAACGAAUUUAACUCCAGCCUAAAUCCAGCAAAAUGUAGGUGUUAAUUUUAGGCAGGGGAGAUGGCGACUAAUGAAUCUGGACCUACGUCUCCUGCCAGACGUAAAUUACAUCAAUGCAAUUCAGGGCGUGAAAACCAUCAUGUCCUAGACUUAAGCCCAGCUCGCCAGCACAUUCAUCUCCUCUACACGUACUUGCCUUGCUGAAUUUAUUCCAGGUGCAUUACAGUUCAAGGAGCUGCACAACAGAUUCAGUCGACCGAAGUGGGGUCCGGAUGACUUGGCGCAGGCGUUGACCGGGAAGAGUGCGGAGUCGGCUCACAAGUACCGCCGUCUAUGCUUGUAG